Molecule: messenger RNA, 1787 nt
Organism: Mercurialis annua (annual mercury)
Lineage: Eukaryota; Viridiplantae; Streptophyta; Magnoliopsida; Malpighiales; Euphorbiaceae
Product: protein IQ-DOMAIN 18-like
Exons: 5
Coding region: 181-1659 (492 amino acids)
Molecular function (GO): protein binding
Source: RefSeq, a predicted model, not a curated record
UUACUCAUGCUAUAUAGCAGCAAGACAUAAUUGUUUUUCUUUCCCUUUCUCUUCAUUUAUAUCUCUCUACAUUUCACAUUUAAGACCAUCAGCUACUCUAUCUGAGAAGCUGCAAUCAAUGAAACUAAUGACAUUGUUUUAAAGAGCCUGUAUUGAUUGGUUUUCUUGGUGCAUAUUUUCAUGGGAAAAGUUGGAGCAACUUCUUGGUUGGCUGCUGUUAAAAGGGCUUUCAGAUCACCUACCAAAGAUAAUAAUAAUCAUACCAAGAAAACUACUAGAAGAAGAGAAGAUCAAGAACAAGAAGAUGAAGAAAAGAAAAGAGGAAAAAGAAGAUGGAUUUUCAGGAAGUCAUCAACAACAACUCCUCAAGAAACAGUUAUUAUUCAGCAUUCUGCAGAAAAGACCAUAGCUGCAAGAAUUGAAGAAGCUGAUGCUGAGCAGCAAAGACAGGCUCUUGCAGUUGCCAUGGCCACGACAGCAGCUGCUCAAGCAGCGGUCGCAACCGCACAAGCUGCGGUGGAAGUGGUUCGGCUAGCUAGACCUUCGAUUUUCGCUAAGCAUCACUCGGCCGCCAUUGUUAUACAGACAGUAUUCAGAGGAUAUCUGGCGAAAAGAGCACUUAAGGCGCUUAAGGGGCUGGUAAAGCUGCAGGCGUUAGUGAGAGGUUAUAAUGUAAGAAAAAGAGCAAAGAUGACACUCCAGUGCAUGCAAGCUUUGAUGCGGGUUCAAGCUAGAGUCAGAGAUGAACGUUGUAGGCUUUCUUAUGAAGGAACUACAAAUUCUAUCUCAAAUUAUUCUCUUUCUGCUGAUAAUCGAAAUCCCAUUUCCAGAGAUGAAAUCAGUAAUGCUGAUGAAUGGAUUCAAUGGGCUUAUGAACAUCAAGAUUCAUUAGAGAAGAUUGAAGAAAUGUUGCAGGAAACUAAAGAAUUUGGGGUGAAACGAGAGGCGGAUCUUGCUCAUGCUUUUACUCAACAGAUAUGGAGACCAAGUAGAGACACAUAUGCAAGCGAAGGAGAAUUAGAAGACAAUCCCAGAAUCAGACAUCAUCAUCAUCAUCAACAUCAAGACCCUUGGACUCCAUGGCCAAAUUACAGAUCAAGAAGAGCUUCAACAGAUCAAAGAGAACUCAUCAAAACAGUCGAAAUCGACACGUGUCGACCUUACACCAUCACCACAUCUCAUGAUCAUCACUACCAACAACAAAGGCCAAGUUCUUAUUCUGUCGCCUCUCCCAUUCCAAGAGUGUCACCAUCCAAAGCAAGAACACCACCACUGGUUCAUUCAGCCAGCCCUCGCUGCUUAAGACAGUACAGGAUACCUAAUUACAUGGCUGCUACUGAGUCAGCCAUGGCUCGAACUCGAUCGCAGAGUACGCCGAGGCAAAGACCGUUAACCCCAGAAAGAGAGAAGAUGAGUAGCACUACUACUACGGCUCGGAAACGGUUAUCAUUUCCGGUACCGGAACCGGUAUAUACAGGCGGUGCUGAUCAUUAUAAUUACGGUUUAAAGAGUCCGAGCUAUAAAGGGAUUACUGAUAAUGGAGAAUAUGUUAGAAUGGAUCAGAAGUCGUAUUUUAAUAUGUCUUCUUGUUACACUGAGAGUAUUGACGAUGAGGUGUCCCCUCCUCGUGCCGAUGAUCUUACGCGGUGGUUAAGGUAAUUCAAGUGAUCGAUAUCAGCUAGGGAGGAUAAUGAUCACUGCUGCAUAAUGUGCUAAUAUGAUUAGCUUAGAUUUAUUGUAAUAACUCUGAAUAUGUUACAUUUGUUGCCUGUAAUAGAUCUUUGACU